GAGGCAGGCGGGGUAUCAUAUGACAUCCACGUCAGGGCUGUCGAGAGCGGACCGCUCGUGCGGAUUCCGGCUCGCCCUCCAUUCCCGGCGCCCGAGCUCGCUUCAGAUCCAGCCUUGCUCCUAGCUAACCCUAGCGAGCCAGCGAGCGAGCGAGCAUGAAAUCUCUCCGUCCCGACCAAGAUCAGAUGGAGCUACUCAAUCAGGGGAAGGCCAGUCUCACCUCCGCCACGCAAUUUCCACUAUCAAUAAUUUAAAUCUGUAUUUGAGACAUAAAAACAGAAAAAGGGGGGAGGGGGGACCGAGGCGGCGGCGGCGGCUUCUUGCAAGAGAGAUUUGGACCAGAAGUUCCACCAAGUGAAAAGAGUGAUGACCAUCCUUUUCCUUACUAUGGUUAUUUCAUACUUCAGUUGCAUGAAAGCUGCCCCAAUGAAAGAAGUUAGCCUCAGAGGACAAGGCAGCUUGGCUUAUCCCGGUCUCCGGACGCAGGGAAACCUGGAGAACCUAGGUGGGCCCAAUGACGCCACAAGAGGGUUGACAUCUUUGGCAGACACUUUUGAACAUGUCAUAGAGGAGCUCUUGGAUGAGCAGGAGGUCAUCCAGCCCAGCAAGGAAAACAAGGAUGCGGACUUGUACUCGUCUCGGGUUAUGCUAAGCAGUCAAGUGCCUUUGGAGCCUCCACUGCUCUUUCUGCUUGAGGAGUAUAAAAACUACUUGGAUGCUGCAAACAUGUCCAUGAGGGUCCGGCGCCACUCUGACCCUGCUCGCCGUGGGGAACUGAGCGUAUGUGACAGUACCAGCGAAUGGGUAACAGCAGCGGAGAAAAAGACUGCGGUGGACAUGUCAGGGGCGACGGUGACAGUUCUGGAAAAAGUCCCAGUACCCAAAGGCCAACUGAAGCAAUAUUUUUACGAGACCAAAUGCAACUCAAAGGGUUAUACGAAAGAGGGCUGCAGGGGCAUAGACAAGAGGUACUGGAACUCCCAGUGCCGAACUACCCAGUCUUACGUGAGAGCUCUCACCAUGGAUAAUAAAAAGAGAGUUGGAUGGCGCUUUAUAAGAAUAGACACUUCCUGUGUUUGUACACUGACCAUAAAAAGGGGAAGAUAGUGGAUUCGUGUUGUAUAGAUUAUAUUGAGACAAAAUUUAUCUAUUUGUAUAUAUACAUAACAGGGUAAAUUAUUCAAGUAAGAAAGAAAAUAAUUUUAUGGACUGCAUGUAUAAAUGAAGUUUAUACAGUACAGUGGUUCCUCAAUCUAUUUAUUGAACAUAUCCAUGACCUAAAGGGGAGCAAAAGAGAGAGAGAGAGAAAGAGAGAGAGAGAGAGAGAGAGAGAGAGAGAGAGGAAGGAGAUAUCUG
Elgaria multicarinata webbii is the source of this 1356-nucleotide messenger RNA. It is a transcript of the gene BDNF, whose product is annotated as brain derived neurotrophic factor. The record is from RefSeq and is a predicted model, not a curated record. Gene Ontology annotation, biological process: peripheral nervous system development; cell surface receptor protein tyrosine kinase signaling pathway; modulation of chemical synaptic transmission. Lineage: Eukaryota; Metazoa; Chordata; Lepidosauria; Squamata; Anguidae. Gene Ontology annotation, molecular function: nerve growth factor receptor binding; growth factor activity. The transcript is spliced from 2 exons. Gene Ontology annotation, cellular component: axon; dendrite; synaptic vesicle. Bases 367 to 1107 code for a protein of 246 amino acids.